This is a messenger RNA of Euleptes europaea (tarantolino), 299 nucleotides long. Its product is annotated as protein odd-skipped-like. The transcript has 2 exons. Bases 21 to 299 code for a protein of 92 amino acids. The record is from RefSeq and is a predicted model, not a curated record. Lineage: Eukaryota; Metazoa; Chordata; Lepidosauria; Squamata; Sphaerodactylidae.
CUGUGCUCACCCCCUCGGUGAUGAUCCCACACGCCAACGUUACCGCACAGCAGAACCAUCCCCCAGGCACCCUCCACCAGUGGCAGCCACAGCAAGUUCAACAACAUCACCUCUAUCUUCAGAUGCAAGGUGCUACUGAGCCGGUCCAGGCAGGCCAAAACCAGCGCAUAUUCCAACCGUCUCACCUGCAGCAGCAGAAUGCCACUAUGGACUAUUUCCACCACCCGCAGCCACAGAACCACCACCUGCAGGGCCAGCCUUGUGGCUUGCAAGACCUGUCCGAAAUGCAAAUGCCUUGA